CGAAGAGGAUCCUGACAUCCGCCUUGUCCAGUUGGUCCGCUGCACUCCGACUGCUUCUGUCACUAUGAGUCUGGUGAAGCGAAGUCUCGUUUUGUUGUGCGUGACACUCAUGCUGGCAUCCUUGCUCGUGCAGCGGACCGAUGCCACCAGGCGGAAGCCCAACGAACUCUUCAACGGGUCCAUCUUCGGGAAACGGAGUUACUCCGAUUAUUACCUGCGCUGGAACCAGGCGGCGUGCGAGCUGGCAGCCGACCCCAUCUGUCAGUGGCUCCGACACGAAGAGGAGUCCCGCACUUGAUGGACAUACUGCAGCCGGAAGGUUGCACGAUGUCGUUUUUCGUUUCAGUAGAAGGAGCAGGUUGAUUAUACCAUUCGCGGUGUUUUAUUUUAAUUCUAUGUUCACUUCAACACGCAUGUUCGAG
Darwinula stevensoni is the source of this 422-nucleotide messenger RNA. The record is from the annotation of a GenBank genome assembly. NCBI's taxonomy places the organism in Eukaryota, Metazoa, Arthropoda, Ostracoda, Podocopida, Darwinulidae.